GUUCCGGUGUGGCGUGGCGUGGGAAUCUCCCGGGUUUUGAUUUCUGUUUUCUUCUUUCUUCUUUCUUCUUUCUUCUUUCUAUAUCACACUCAAACACUGUUAGAAAUGUCUUCAAAGCCUACUGCGAAGAGAAAGAGAAAGCGAAGCAAAUCGAAUAUUUUAUUAAUUUUAACCAAGAAGUAAUGGAAAUUUCAGUCCCCCUAAAGAAGAUUGAAGCUGAUAAUCGGUUCCCGCUCUCUUUCUACUAUAGAAUCGCCAAUCAACUCGUCAACCAGGCCAAGGUCUAUAGGGAUGACCAAAACGUUGAUGAUCUCUGCACAACUCUCAACAGAUAUUGCAGACUUUUUGAUGUUAUACCUCAACAUCGGAGUUACUCUAUCUAUUCUGCAAAAGAGAAGCUUCAUCACAACAAGAUACAUAAGGAGUUUGUCAAAGAAUUGGAAAUUUUGAAGCCUCUACUUGGCCGUGAUCUUCAGUCUCCAAACAACCAUUCCCUUUCAUGUUCCAACAAGGGGAAGGUCAAGUGUUGUGGUACAGCAGUAACAAAAAGUCUGAGAAUUUAUGAAGAGAAAACUGGGUUGGUAUCAGUAAUGACCGUCGGUUCAGCCAUUGAUUCCUCACCACUUGAACCCCUUUGUUCUGCCCCCGCUACUACUGAUAAGGAUUGGAAUGUCCAUGUGCAUGUUGUCACACAGUCCGUCCCUUCUCCUGCUAUUUCCCACACUGAGAGCAUGCCUCAGGCUGCACAUAUUUGGCUUCUCACUUCAGAUUCAAGAAAUGACCAUUCAAAAUCUUCAGUUGCUGGAUCGUCAGAAUCUAAGGUCCUUCAAGAUAUUCAUAUUUCAGCAAGAUUGAUGGAAGAUUUUCUUGAACUUGCUAGAGAUAACACAAAUAAGGACCUGGAAACCUGUGGGGUUCUCGGUGCUUUCCUUAAGAAAGGAACCUUCUAUGUGACCACCUUAAUAGUGCCUAAGCAGGAGUCAGCUUCCAAUUCUUGUCAGGCACUAAAUGAGGAGGAGAUUUAUGCCAUACAAGAUGAACAGUCCCUCGUUCCCAUAGGAUGGAUCCAUACACAUCCUUCUCAAGGUUGUUUCAUGUCAUCAAUAGAUUUGCACACUCACUACUCUUAUCAGGUGAUGUUACCCGAGGCCAUUGCAAUUGUCAUGGCUCCAACUGAUAAAUCAAGGAACUAUGGAAUAUUCCGGCUAUCUGACCCUAGUGGAAUUACUGUCUUGAAAGAAUGCCAGGAGAAAGGGUUCCACCCCCACCAAGAACCACCCGAUGGAAGUCCCCUUUACGAGGAUUGCUAUAAUAUUUAUAUAAAUCCAUAUCUGAGGUUUGAAAUAUUUGACCUACGCUGAUAUUGUAGGAUAUGCAUUUAUGCAUGCGUGUUGAUGGGUGGUGAUGUGUAUGCAAAGCGAAUUCACGUCAGAGAGCUGGACCUGGAAAGCAAUCCUUUUCUACAACAUUGUAAAAUUAAAGGCAUGAUGUUAGCUAUAUCUCACGAGGGAAUGUUUAUUAAUCCUCCUGAAAAGAUGCAUGUAUUUGUAAUUAAUUACCUAAAAACAUUGACAUGGUAUUAUCCGUCACAUAGUCUGAUUGAUCGAACUGAGCAGUAAGGAAUAAAAUGAUUUUUAAGUCGUCCCGGCAGUUAACGUGAA
Molecule: messenger RNA, 1661 nt
Organism: Nelumbo nucifera (sacred lotus)
Lineage: Eukaryota; Viridiplantae; Streptophyta; Magnoliopsida; Proteales; Nelumbonaceae
Product: AMSH-like ubiquitin thioesterase 2
Biological process (GO): protein K63-linked deubiquitination
Cellular component (GO): membrane; endosome
Molecular function (GO): protein binding; K63-linked deubiquitinase activity; metal-dependent deubiquitinase activity
Source: RefSeq, a predicted model, not a curated record